This is a messenger RNA of Microthlaspi erraticum, 1335 nucleotides long. The record is from the annotation of a GenBank genome assembly. NCBI's taxonomy places the organism in Eukaryota, Viridiplantae, Streptophyta, Magnoliopsida, Brassicales, Brassicaceae.
AUGGCGGACGAACACGAGAAUGACUAUAUGGAAGAGGAAGAUGCGUUCAAAACGCCACAGCUCGUGAAAAAGAGCAAAAAGAGGAAGAACAAGUCAACAAGCGAAACAGAGAAUCACGACGAAGAAGACGACGCCGCGACUAUCGACAUCACUGUCAAACAAAUCUCCGAGAAGCCAGAUAGAAUCCCUCCGAUCGUCGCUUAUUUCGCUUCGCCAUACGAUCCUUCUUCGCAAUCCGACGACAGAGAAUCCCCGAACGUCACUGUUUACAGGCACAAGUCAGAGGCUAAGAAGAGGCUUCAGGUCGUCGUAAGCCCUCCUGGCUCAAACGUGGAGUUCGUCGGCUCCAAUUACACCGGCGAGCAAGCUGCUAGACAGACUUGCGUGUACACACUCGGCGUUCUCGAUAAAGAAGCUCAGACUUUGAGAAUCCUUCCGAUUGCUCACAAUAAGGUAUUCAGAUUGGAGCCAAGAGUUAAAAUCAAAGAAGCAGUCGAUUCAGAAGCUGCAGAAAGUGCAGUCACGACGGAGCUUAGCGAGAAGGAACGUGCUAUGAAAGGAAGAGAGAAACUUAACAGCAAGUUUGGUACUAAGUCAGCUAUUAAUCGGGACAAGAGGAAGAAGGCCUUAACUCUUGGAGCUGAUCCUGAUGCUCUGGAUUCCGAUGAACGUAAACUCACCGAAGCAGAUUUAAACACAAGUGCUCUUGAAAGCACCGAUGCGAAUGUUUCACGCAACAUUCCUCCUCAUGAUGUCUCUGCUACGGCUCCAGAAAAAGCUUACCCUAUUGAAAAGAUCAUCGACACUGGAGAAUGGAAAUUCCUUCAAGAUAUUUACGACCCUGUGGAGGACGUGAUUCGAACAGCAACGGAUGAAUACCCUCUCUUUGUCCGCAACAGAUUGGACAAGCUGCGAGGUAUCAAGAACAAGACCGAGAAGGAUACUGUUGCUGUUGUGUUAUCGCUCCUAACCCAUCUGGUGAAGUUCAAGGACUUGAAUUCAAUGGAUGGUUUCAGCUCGGCUAAGAACCACAAGUUUCCAGGAAUCAUCCGUCAGAAAUGUAAGAGGUUGUUCAAGGAUUCUGACGAAGGGAGGAUGCCUCAUGACAAGAUCAACCUUCUGAUAAGCUACGUUCUUGUGCUCGCUCUCCACGUGGACGACUUCAAGACCGACCCGGAAGACAUUGCCAAGGAUCUGAGGAUUAGCCAAGUUGAACUCAGGAAGCAUUUUGAGAACCUUGGCUGCAAAUACUCUCAUAGUAAGAAGUCUAAUGUUGUUUUCAACUUGCCUGUCCCUCUCAAGUUCCCUCAGAUUAUGCGGAAAAGGAAACGAUAG